CCAACCAAGCCACAAGUCUCAUCAGUAGUCCGUAUCAAGGUCGUACCUCCAAAUUCCAGAAACCAAAAAAAUAUACUUUUCUGUUCUUUCGUCUCCCAGGGUGUAAGACGAGAGCCUGAAAGAACACCAUGAAAGAAGGGCAGCCAGUGGGAGUACUGUCCUUUCGUGACCUUGCAGCAGUUCCAUUUGAAGCACCUCCGGACGAGCUACGUUGUGCGAGAAGUGGUGGAGGUGGGUGGCGUUGUAACCGCUGGCGUGUCCACGCUCAAAGAUACUGUGAAUUUCAUUUCCUCCAUGAAAAACACCGGAGAAAUAACCACAGGAGUGUGAGACCAAAACCCGUAGAAACCCUUCCUUUGAGUCAUCACAAGGAGAAUAAUGGUGAUCGGUAUUCUUGUUGUUCUUCUGCUGUGCUUACAAGGUCCAGGAGGAAGAGAGACCACAGCCAACAACAAGAAAAAGAAGAAGAAAUGGGUGUUUCUAUUCCAGACGAGGGAGAUGGAAAUGAUAGAGAAGUUGAGCCUUGUUCACGAAGGGCUAGGAGUGCCAAGAUGGCUACGCUGAAACAAGAGAGUGGCCCCUCUGGGAAGAAAGACGGAAAUGGUGGCAAAAUUGAGUGUUCUUCAAGGAAGAAGCGGACUCCCAAUGUGUCAGCUGAAAAGGAAGUUGAGGUAAUUCAUGAAAAUUUCCCCAAUCACAAGGGUAAGGAAGAGAAGGAAGGUUAUUGCCAUCAGUGCCAUAGGUUCAAAAGCAGAGUGAUGACCUGCGGCAAGUGUCAACGUAAACGCUACUGUGAUUCAUGCAUAAAAAAAUGGUAUCCACAAUUUUCAGAGGAAGCAAUAGCAGAGUCAUGCCCGUUUUGCCGUAAAAAUUGCAAUUGCAGACAAUGUCUGCAAUCGAACAAACUUAUGGAGGAUGUCAAAAACUCUGGAAUGCCAUCGAAUAAAGAGGAAAAAAUAAACCACUUGAAUUAUCUUAUAUCCUUGCUGUAUCCUUUCCUGAAACAAUUUUAUGAGGAGCAAAAGAAGGAAAUAGUGCUUGAAGCCAAGAUCAAAGGAUUACAGCCAUCAGAGAUAGAAGUGCUACAGGCUGUUUGUGAUGAUUAUGAACGUUUGUAUUGCAAUAAUUGCAAAACUUCUAUAGUUGAUCUCCAUAGAGUUUGCCCAAAAUGUUCAUACGAGCUUUGCCUUACUUGUUGCUGGGAAAUUCGGGAUAAAUGCUUGAGGGGUGGAGAUAAAAUGGUCCAAAGAUAUUUUGAUAGAGGGAAAGCCUAUUUACAUGGAGGGGAAGCUCUACCUUUACCAUUAGAUAAGAAAAAGAACAAGACAAGUUCUAGGAAACUCAUCAAGCUACUAUCUAAGUGGCAAGCGAAGGGAAACGGUGACAUCCCCUGUCCAAUUGAAAGAUUGGGUGGUUGUGGACAUGAGUGCUUGGAGUUGAAAUGCGUGUUCCCAGUCAGUCGGGUUUCAAUGUUGAUAAUGAAAGCUAAAAGAUUAGUUAAAUUCCAUAAACUUGAGGAUACACUUGGAACCUUGAGAGGAAAUUUUUCUUGUCUGAAAUUUGAUAAUGAGAUUGGCUCUGUGAAUGAUGCAUUACGGUUAUCAGCAUCUCGGAAAGACUGUAGUGAUAACUACUUGUAUAGUCCGUCAGCCAAGGAUAUACAACAGGGGGAUCUAGAGCAAUUUCGGUGGCAUUGGAUUAAGGGAGAGCCAGUGAUUGUUAGAAAUGUUCUUGAAUUAACCUCUGGCUUAAGUUGGGAGCCAAUGGUAAUGUGGCGUGCAAUAUGUGAUGUAUCAAAAAAAGAUUCCUCAAACUUUAAUGUGAGAGCAAUUGAUUGUCUUGACUUUUGUGAGGUUGAACUGAAUAUUCAUAAGUUUUUCAUGGGGUAUUUAAAGGGCUUUUCACAUAGUAACUCUUGGCCUAAGUUGCUGCAACUAAAAGAUUGGCCUCCAUCUAAUUUCUUUGAAGAGCUCUUACCACGCCAUUGUGCAGAACUUGUCAGUGCCUUGCCAUUUUUGGAAUACACAAAUCCUUACUCUGGCAUCCUCAAUGUUGCAGCAAAGUUGCCUGCAAACUGCUUGAAGCCUGAUCUUGGUCCAAAAACAUAUAUAGCUUAUGGAUUUGUUGACGAGCUUGGACGUGGAGACUCAGUGACCAAGCUUCACUAUGACAUGUCAGAUGCGGUGAAUGUUUUGAUGCACACAGCAGAUGUUACUCUUACCUCUGAGCAGCAUGCUGAUAUAGAAAUGUUGAAAAAGAGGCAUGUGGGCCAAGAUCAAAUAGAGCUACAUGGCACCGAUGAGGAUUCUUGUUUGCCACCGAAAGAGCAAGUAGAUGUCAAUUUUUUGCUGAAAGCUGUGGAGCCUCUAAAGAGGAAAAGUAAAACUAGCACGAAGGAAGUGAAAUCAUGUCAAAGCUCACACUCAAAGUCCAAAUUGCUGAUGAAAACUUCUAAGUUAAAAAAUGAUGAGGAAUCUAAAUUGGAGAAAAAAAGCAACAGGAGAAAUGAUGAGGCUCAUACCAUUGAUACUUCAUUUUCAAAUAUCCAUUCUCUUAAUGGCACUGAAAAAGAUUCUUGUUUGCCAUUGAAAGAGCAAGUUGAUGUAGAUGUCAUGGUUGAAGCUGUGAAGGCUCCAAAGAGGAAGAGUGAAACUAGAAAGAAGAAAGUGAAAUCUUGUCGAAGUUCAUUGUCAGAGUCUAAACUAUUUCAAAAUGAAGAGGAAUCUAAAUUGGAUGAACGUGAUGGGAGAAUGGAUGAGGCUCAUUCUGAUGAAUCUAUAGUGGCUUGUUCAACAAAUAAAGCUUGUCAGCAAGGUUCUGUAGGUGGUGCUUCUCAAUAUGUUCGUGAUGCAAUGGAAGCAUCUGGAGGUGGGGCUGUUUGGGAUAUUUUUCGUAGGCAAGAUGUACCCAAACUUGAGGAAUACCUUAGGAAGCACCAUAGAGAAUUCAGGCAUGUUUAUGGCUCUCCAGUGGAUCAGGUUGUGCAUCCGAUUCAUGAUCAGACUUUCUACCUGACCAUGCAUCAUAAGAGAAAGCUCAAGGAGGAGUUUGGAGUUGAGCCUUGGACCAUUGUGCAGAAACUUGGAGAGGCAAUAUUUAUACCUGCUGGUUGUCCUCAUCAAGUGAGAAAUCUCAAGUCAUGCAUAAAAGUUGCUCUUGACUUUGUGUCUCCUGAAAACAUUCAUGAAUGCAUCCGUUUAACUGAGGAGUUUCGGGUUCUACCACACAACCAUAGGGCUAAAGAGGAUAAAUUAGAGGUGAAGAAAAUGAUGCUUCAUGCUUUGAACUAUGCCGUGGAGGAAUUGGAGAAGCUCACAGCAUGAGUCUCUUAAUCCCCACCCUUUUCAACUUAUUGUUGAUAUAUCUAUUUAGGGCACUGCUAUGCUUGUUUAGUUCUUUAUUCUAGAAUCCUGCUGGACAGAAACAAUGGCAGGCGCUAUAAUUAUUCAAACAAACUCUAAGGGCAUUUAGUAGUAACUUUUGUUCUUUUUGUUGAAGGUAUGAAGGUUGUUAUUGUUUUUGGUGAGGGCCUCAUCGUUUUGUGCAAACUCUUCCUUGUGAUGGAAAUUGAAGUGCAAAUUAAAUCAACUUUGAUUGUUGUUUC
Messenger RNA from Theobroma cacao (cacao), 3604 nucleotides. NCBI's taxonomy places the organism in Eukaryota, Viridiplantae, Streptophyta, Magnoliopsida, Malvales, Malvaceae. The record is from RefSeq and is a predicted model, not a curated record.